UUUAUGAAAUAGUCCCUUAAUUUUGCCCUUACCUUUAAAUUUUGUCCUUUUUCUUCUUUAUUUUGAGCCCAAAAUAUGGUCUAGUCCAAAGGAAAAAAAUAAUAAUUGGCCAGAGCCUGGGCACAUGCCCAGGGUGGCUAGGCGGUGGAUCCGCCUAUGAUUACGACGUAGUUGCUUUCUCCUAUUGCGUGAAUGAUAAGUGUGAGGUGUUUCAUUUGCUUGUAAACUUUUUCCACAUGGUUAGAACAAAAUUUGAGAUAUUUAGUAAAAAGUUAAGGUCAGAGAAAUGGGAAAGACCUCCUACUCAAUUGCCUGGGAAUCUGUAAUAGAAAUAAAGGGAGGGGUAAGUCCCAAAGACUUAGUGAGGACCUAUCAACCACCAUGAACUGGAAGGGGAAUAUCAUAAGCACAAUUUUUUUUCUCUUUAAAACUCAGGACACAUAUGACAAAUGAUCGGAUCAAGUAAUUCAAAUCACUUACAUAAAAAAAAUUAUAGGCAAAUGUUAGUUGUUAGUAAUGUUAGUAAAUUAGUCUCUCCUCAGGGUUCGAACCCUUGAGCCUUCACCCUUCAUCCCACCCAAACCUUAUGUUCCCUAACUCUUACCACUUUAGAUAACCCUCGGGGACACUUACAUAAAACAUAUAUGUUACGAUGAAAGUUUCAUGCUUUGCUAAUUCCAGGAAAUAUUGCAUUGUCAUAGGGAAAACUUAAAGAAUCAAAGAAUGCAGUUAAAUCAUUUCCAAUUUAUAAAAGCAAUCAAAACCUGAUAAUUUAAUACAAUAGAGGUCAAAGAUGAGAGAACCGGAAUCAUAAGACUGCUUCAUCUCGUUGAUAGCUCUUUCCUUCUACGGGGUGGCCUUUCCUUAGGGGUGGCUCUGUAACGCCCCGACUUUUGAGGGUCACGAUAACAACCUGCUAAAAUAAAUAUGCAAUGUUUUCCAAAAGGAUUUAUGAACAAGAGUAUAUUUUUUCCCUUCGACUCAAAGUAUUUCCAAAACAUGCCAUGCAUACUCCCAACUGUAAAUAAAUUUACAUCAAGUCUUGAACAAGGCAAGUACCCGAGGGUAAAGACGAAAGCACACAACCUACAAAACCUAACAAUUAAAAACAGAUUCAACAAAGAAUCUAUUAUGCAAUGACACCAUAAAUAUGACCUUCUCCCUAUGAUCUCCACACCGGGGAACCGUAGGAAAGCAAUGCACCGAAACCUACCUGAAACCUCAAUUAUAAAUUCCUAAAGUCAUUACGCAAGAUUAAACCAAUAACGGUAAGCUUUUUAACCCAAGACUCUAGCCUUAAACCCGACUCUACUCUUCAAGUCUUCCACAAAUCUUCAAGUUCUCAUCUAUGACUCGCACAAAGGUCAAGCUUCAUCAAAAGUUCUCCAUCGCCUAAUAGCGUUAAGCGCCUAAACAACAAGUAGAAAAACAGAAAGGGUCAACUCCAUACAAUUACCACAUAUAAAAGAGAAAAGCAUGUUAUUCAAAUUUAAGUGCAUAACAUGGCAUAUAAGCUAGCAACUUAAUUCAAGAUAGAUGACGACAUAUAUCCAACGACAUAAAAUCAAAUCAGAUAUCAACGACAUAUAUUUAAAUCAGAUAUCCGCAAACUCCACAACAUAUAUUUAAAUCAACUAUCAAUAAAGUCUAAUAUAAGUUCCCUGUAGUACAACUAUGUGUUACUACCAAGAUGGAUCAAAUCAAAAGCGUCUAGCAAGACGGGACAGUCACCUAGUACGAAAACCAUUGAUCUGCCACUUUGGCAUCUCGCAAGACGGGACAAUCACGUGAAACGAAAGCCAUUAAUCUGCCACUUAAUAACGCCCUGAAGGCCACUCAGUAUGCCACGAAGACACCACAGUACGGCACGAAGCCCACACAGUACGCCAUGAAGGCCACACAGUACGACACAAAGCCCACACAGUACAAUCCCACAACGCAUAUGCACAAAUAUCAACUCAUUGCCACUUAGCACAUACAUAGCAUGUGAUUUAGCCCAACAUCAACCAUAACAACAAUCAAAACAUCAACAAUUCCCAAUCCAAUAAUCAAGUCAGAGUAACCACAUGAUAUUCAUAAUUUCGACUAGCACACCAAAUCAGUUCAAUAUCAACACAAAUACAUCAAGCUCUAUUGAGCGAUGAAACACUGAUUCAGUGCUAUUGGGCAAGAAGUUAGCAAACAAAAAAGAUGACAUUGAAAAAUGUAAUGAUGAAGGGAGAAAGUACAUACAACUUGAACGUGUUGCAACACUUACAAGCAUGCCAUCUUUUUCUGGAGACAAAUAUUUGAAAUUUAAUAGUAGAAAACUUGCUUAUCAGCAACUUAUGGAGGCAGUGGAAAAUGAUGAGGUUUCCAUGAUUGGAUUGUAUGGUAUGGGGGGUUGUGGUAAAACCACGCUGGCAAUGGAACUCAUGAACACAAAACAACAUAUGUUUGACAAAGUGCUUUUUGUCACUAUAUCCAACUCCAACACAUUAGAUAUUCGGACGAUUCAGGAUAAAAUUGCAAGCCCGUUGCAGUAUACAUUUCCUGAAAAUGGAGAAAUGGAGAGAGCCCAGCGCUUACGCACAAGGUUAAUCCAAGAAAAUAAGAUUCUCUUGAUUCUAGAUGAUGUGUGGCAAUUUCUAGAUUUUGACACCAUAGGGAUUCCCACCAGUACAACUCAUAAAGGCUGCAAGGUUUUGAUUACUACUCGGUUAGAAGCAGUUUGUACGUCGAUGGAUUGUCAAAGAAAGAUUUCACUGUCAAUCUUAAAGAAUGAUGAAGCAUGGGUUCUUUUCCGAAAGCAAGCAUGCUUGUCUGAAGUCACCUCUGAUACCUUAAAGCGUUUGGCAAGGCUAAUUUCAGAUGAAUGUAAAGGACUACCUGUUGCUAUUGCAGCUGUGGCCAGCACUUUGAAAGGCAAGUCUGAAGUGGAAUGGAAGGUUGCAUUGGAUAGCUUGCGAAAUUCGAAGCCAGUGAAUGUUGAAAAAGGUCUUCAAAAUCCUUACAAGUGCUUGCAGUUGAGUUAUGAUAAUUUGGAUACUGAAGAAGCCAAGGCGCUUUUCUUGUUGAGCUCUGUGUACCCUGAAGACUAUGAAAUUUCAGUAGAACAAUUAACUAGAUGUGCAAUAGGGCUAGGCCUUGGUGGAGAAAUUCACUCAUAUGAAGGGGCAAGGAAUGAAGUCAGUGCAACUAUAAACAAGCUCAUAAGUUCUUGUUUAUUGUUAGAUGGACAAGAUCAUGUCAAGAUGCAUGACUUGGUUCGUGAUGUAGCCCACUGGAUUGCAAAUGAUCACUAUUCACCAAGAUACCUAUGGACUGAGAAUGUUCCAUAUGAAUUGGAUUUUUCCAAUCUUGAAUAUCUAUGGCUAAGAACAGAAUUGGAAAUAUCAGGUGAAAUUUACAAAAGGAUGAGGAAGCUUAGAGUUUUGCUUCUUCUCAAUCCCACUGGAAGAAAUCCAUUGUCGACAAUGGCAUUCAAAUCGUUGACCAAACUUCGAUAUCUAUUCCUCUCUUGGUGGGAAUUAAGUGACUUUUCGUUUUUAGGAGAUAUGAAGGAACUUGAAACUCUUGAAUUAUUUGGUUGUUCAUUCAUUGAAUUACCCAAUGAUGUUGAAGUUACACAACUGAAGAACUUGAGAUUGUUAGCUUUAGCAGAAUGUCGCAUAAAAAAGAAUAAUUUUGAGGCUAUUGCAAGACUCCAAUUGUUGGAAGAAUUGUACGUUGGUGAUUGGUCAUCAACAUGGGAUCACUAUAAUGAAAAUGUUGCUGAACUCUUUAACAGGUGUAGUGUCGUCCUCCAAGGGCUGAAAAGGUAUGUGAUAGAAGGACCUCACAUCCAACCUACUUUUUUCGAAUUUGAGCCGCUAAGGUCCAUUCCUUAUCAGAAAAUUUUGGUGCUAGGUUAUUUUCAUACAUCAAAUGCAACAGCAAAGGUUUUGGCCGAAAGAGCAGAGUUUUUGACUUUAAAACAGAUUGAGGGAGAGGCGAAAAAUUUUAUGCCUGACAUAAUUCAAAUAGGAGGAGGAGGAAGUAUGAAUGAGUUGAAGGUUGUUGAGAUAAGUAAUUCCAAGGACAUAGAGUACUUAAUUGACACUAGCACUAGCAAUCAUUUGAGCGAGGUUGGAAAUCUCCUCCCUGAAUUGCGUGUUCUGAGAAUUCAUGGUAUGGAUCACUUAAUAACUUUAUGCCACGGUCAUUUGCCUUCGAGCGGCCCUUUCCAGAAAUUAAAACAACUGCACUUAAUUAACUGCCCAGAGGUAACAUAUCUUUUCACUACUGUAGUUGCUCAAAGUCUAGUAGAGUUGAACUUUUUAGAGAUAAAAGAAUGCCAUGGAUUGAAGCAUAUAUUGAAAGAGGAUGACACAAUGGAGAUAAGUCCAGAUGAUAACAGUUUGGUGUUCUCAAAAUUAAAGUCCCUCAGGGUCUCAGAGUGUGGAAAGAUAGAAUAUAUAAUCCCGGUCACUUUUGCCCAAGGCCUUGUACAGUAGAGACUUUGCAUAUUAUUGGAAAUGCUGCAUUAAAAUAUGCAUUUGGAAGAAACACACAUGGACCUCAGAGUGGAAAUGAACUCGAUAUCAAGCUUCCUGCUUUGGAUUUUCUUUGGCUUGAAGCCUUGCCACAAGCAAUUAGCAUUUUCCCAAACAAUUGUUAUCCAAGGUUGCCAUCUCUGCGUAGGUUUUAUGUUAUAAACUGUCCGGAAUUUGGUACAAAGUCUAUCAGAACUUGCAGGAAGAUAAAAAAUUGGUACGAUCACGAAGAAACAAAGGACUUGGAAAAUCUACCUCAGUUGACAUAUAUUUGCAUGCCUUUUAAAGACCCUUCUAAAUUUGAAAAACUUACAAUUUUACUGAUAACGGGAUGUGAAAAAGUAGAUGUAAUCUUUCAUGCGCGUGUUUCAAGAUGGCUAUGUGAGUUGAAGA
Messenger RNA from Lotus japonicus, 4907 nucleotides. Its product is annotated as disease resistance protein At4g27190-like. The record is from RefSeq and is a predicted model, not a curated record. The coding region runs from base 2262 to 4475 and encodes 737 amino acids. Gene Ontology annotation, molecular function: ADP binding. NCBI's taxonomy places the organism in Eukaryota, Viridiplantae, Streptophyta, Magnoliopsida, Fabales, Fabaceae. The transcript is spliced from 2 exons.